GCUCCUGGACACAUGAACGUCUGACAGAUCAAUGUUUAGCAUCAUAAACCCAUCAGCUGUGAUGAGAUGACUUCAGUUUCAUGUUCUGAAGCUUCAGAUGUAAAUGUUGUGAUGAUGUGAAGAACCUGCCUUCAGACUGACAACAGAACAUGAGACAGACGGGAUGGAGAAGGUUCUGCUGGUUCUGCUGGUUCUGCUGGUUCUGCACGCUGCGUCAGAGGCUCAGAUCAGGAUCGUCGGCCCCAGCAGCUGCUCUGGGAGGGUGGAGGUGUAUUAUUCAGGGCAAUGGGGSACAGUCUGUGAUGACGGCUGGGACAUGAAGGCUGCUUCUGUGGUCUGCAGACAGAUAAACUGUGGCCCACCGUUCAGUGCUCCAAGCCUGGCCUUCUUUGGUCCAGGAUCUGGGUACAUCUUGCUCGAUGACAUCAGCUGCUCAGGGACUGAAGUGACUCUGGACAGCUGUUUUCACAAUCCAUACGGGAUUCACAACUGUGUCCACGGUGAAGACGCUGGAGUUGUGUGUGAAGAUGUUCAGGUCCGACUCUCUGGACCCACCAACUGCUCAGGAACAGUAGAGGUCUACUACGCUGGGACCUGGGGAACAAUCUGCAGUACCAGCUGGGACUACAAUGAUGCUAAGGUGGUCUGUAGAGAGGUGGGCUGUGACCUGGCUCUUGAUGCCCCSACCAUGGCCUUCUUCGGUGAAGGAACCGGACCGGUGUGGCUGAAUUAUAUGCGCUGUUACGGGAGUGAGAACAACCUGUAUAAUUGUUACAGCAGUGGGUUUGGAYAUCAAGCCUGUCUACAUAUUCAAGACGCUGGUGCUGUUUGUGAACCUCUGAAGGUCCGACUCGCUGGACCCACUAACUGCUCWGGAAGAGUGGAGGUCUACUACGGUGGGSUCUGGGGGACCGUCUGUGAUSAAGGCUUUGACAUGAACGAUGCUGCGGUGGUCUGCAGAGAGGUGGGCUGUAKGGAAGCUUAUGGGGUCCGUACUCAGGCUUACUUUGGUCCAGGAACUGGAUCCAUCUGGCUUUCUGAUGUGGGCUGUWCAGGCAGUGAGAAGAACCUGUCAGACUGUUCCCACAGUGGGUUUGGACUCAAUCACUGUGCUCACAGUGACGAUGUUGGAGUUUACUGUGAAGCCACUUAUAAGAAAGUUGUGAAACUGAAGGUUGUGUCGGACCCUGCUUCAGAUYUGAGUGGACCUGCUGCUCAGGAAGACUUCCUAAAACAGCUGAAACAGAAUCUGAAGGACCAGGGAGUGACGGCAGAUGUUCAAGUGAAAUGGAUGAAGAAGUUAGAUGAAGAAAUUUUCCACAAGGAAAAGGAGCUGUAAUAAAGGAGAAACAACCUUCUUAAAMUACUUUUUAUUAAUUAUUGUUUUUACGUGUGUGUGUGUGUGGUUUUAGGAUACAAUCACAUACAGGUUGUUAAGAAAUUUUAAAUCACAUCUUAUUACUUCUCUGUUCUAAAUGUUUGCCUGCAUCAUGUAGCACAGAUAUGAGAGAAAACACUGAAAACAUUUCAAUAAAAGUAUGGUUAAUUUAAAAACAGUGUGAUAAACCUUGGUAGCAGUAGAAAUAUACACAAACAUAAUUCACUGUAAUGUAAGGGGGAGAGGGUUAGACAUUUUUUAAAACAUUUUUAAUUUUCAGGGUUGUGUAUUUAAUCCAACAUGUAGCUAAAUGAAAACUGAGGCAUAAAUAAUUGAUUUCAGUCAGAAAUGCACUUCAGCUCAACUCUGCUCCACUAAUAAUAUAUAUAAGAAUCAGUAUCAGUUUAUUAGUCAUUGUACUGAACACAAUGAAAUACAUUUCACUACAACUCAUCCAAGAGAGA
Molecule: messenger RNA, 1842 nt
Organism: Austrofundulus limnaeus
Lineage: Eukaryota; Metazoa; Chordata; Actinopteri; Cyprinodontiformes; Rivulidae
Product: scavenger receptor cysteine-rich domain-containing group B protein
Exons: 7
Coding region: 164-1339 (391 amino acids)
Biological process (GO): zymogen activation
Cellular component (GO): plasma membrane
Molecular function (GO): serine-type endopeptidase activity
Source: RefSeq, a predicted model, not a curated record